Penaeus vannamei (Pacific white shrimp) is the source of this 1725-nucleotide messenger RNA. RefSeq lists its product as uncharacterized. NCBI's taxonomy places the organism in Eukaryota, Metazoa, Arthropoda, Malacostraca, Decapoda, Penaeidae. The record is from RefSeq and is a predicted model, not a curated record.
GCCGUGCUUCAGUCGACACGUACGCCGGGAGCGCUACGAUCACAAUUCAGAACUGGGUCGAAUUACGUUCAAACAGAAGGAUAGUAUAAGAAUCAUUUCACACGGAAGGCGAUCCCGUAACAUGCGAGAGAUCAUUCGGCCGUAGUUUCUUUUUUCUUUCUUUUUUCUUAACAUCGAAAUAAAAAGGAAAAGUUGUUGGAAUCGCGAGAAUUGAGAAAAAGAAGUAAGAUGAUAAGACCUUCCUGUUGAGAAGUACAAAUGUGACAUACAGGCCGCCAUUGCUGAGUCUGUAAGGCGGAAUCGCUGGUUCGUGUUACCGAAGCAAACAUUCUUCCUGACGUUUCCAUGGAUGUAAUAUUUUUAGGUAUCUUGGCCGGGAUUCUGGUUUUGGUCGUUCUUUUCACUCUUCUCCUCAUAUAUUUGCUCCACGUAGUGCACAAUGCGCAAGCGCUCCAGCAGAACGAACACAGAUUUUCCUAUCUAAAUAAACUGAUCAUGAGCAACGUUCAGAGGAGGAGUGGAGCUUCCACUUCAGCUCGUCAUAUCAGCCAGAUUUUCCAUCACCUCAUCCGUUCUCCGAACGACAGUGCCAACCGGGGACCCGAUCUGAGCAACGGCAACGGCGAUAUUCCCUCGCUGGAGUUCCGUCCCUCUCCGCCACAGCCGGGGAAGAACGACCGCCCACACCCAACCCAAGUCUCGUUCCCUCCGGUCCUGACGCCGAAGGUAGUCUUAUCCAGUCGGGACCAGAGGGAUCGUUUCAAACACGAGGAUCCCUACGACUACCCACCAUCGCCACGACCCAUCGCGUCUGCAGUUGCAGCUUCCGGGAAAGACGUAUCUCAGACAGUGCACGAGACCGACACGGCGAGCUUCGCAGACCCAGCCGAAAGCGUCGCAGAAAACCAAGAGAUUUUUGACGACCCCGAAAACUCGUCCGGCGGAGAGAGCUCGCAUGGCCAGUCUCCCGAACUGAGCAGCGAAAGAGCAGAGAAAGGCUGUCCACUCACAAAGGAAGGAUGUGAAACACGGGAUCGACCUCCAGGCUGCACGACCAUGAAGGGGCAGCAGUCCUUCGCCCCUCCUAUAUUCACAUCAGCCAUCAAGGAAAUGAAGAUGCUAACACUCUUCAAGCAGAGGAAGCAGUGGGAGGACCCGGCGGAGCCCAAAGAUACAACAGGAACAAGUGAUUUAUCGUUGGAGGAAGAACAAGAGCCAGAACAAGAAAAAGCUUCACCCAACUCUGUCAUCAGGAAAGCCCAGGAGAGCCCAGCCUGUCCGCAAGACAUCGCAAACGAGGAAAAAAAAUCCUUGCCGGCCAAGAAAGUUAUGGGGAAAGACUCACCGAGUGACGAAGAACACACGAACUACACUGACUCAAAGGAGACGAAGGAGGAAGAAGAUGAGACAGGGAAAAGAGGAAACUGAGCUGGCCGAAUAACACUAUGAAAGGUAUGGCGAUUCACCAUGAAUUUACUGAGUCACACACCACGCGAUGUUGCAGAAAAAAAUGGUUACUUCCAUGUCCUCCUCAGACAAUGGCAGGCACGUGUGGGUCAGCAGAAAUCCCGCCGGAUGCUGAAAAAAGCCCUUUGAUGGGUCGGUUCGCUACUAAAGGGUCAGAGAUACAGAGACCUUGCAACAUGUUAUCAGAAUAUAUAUUUUAAUACAUUGAUUCUUUUUGCAUAAAAAGAUAACAUAAUUCGAAAAUUAUUAAUGCUCUCA